UGAGCGUGGAGACGGAGGGGCGGGGCUCUUAGCAGUCCAACGAACUUCUAUCAGGAAUGGCAUCAGUUCCACUACUCAUUCGAGCUCAUACCAGUCAAACGCAAGCUGUGUCGUGGCAUCCCUCUACAGGCGUUCCAAUAACAUUAAGGGCUGCGGAUUAAGGGAGACUAGAUGUCGACUUGCCGAAAAGGGGGAGCGGAAGCUGAGCCAGUCUCAGCCUGGCCAGAGCCGCGCUUUGGAGCCAGCUUCCCCCGGAGACGGAUGAAAUGGACAAGGCGCUAUUGUGAGGAACCCCACGACAGCCCGAAGUUGAACACGGUUACAGCCAGACUGGGACGGCAGAAUUGAUACGGGCUUGGAACCUGUCGAUGGAUUACCUCUCUGGAACUUGCUUGUUACUGAGUCACAACACUACGAUCCAAAUAUAUAUUCUACACUAUGGUGGGAACACUUCGCGGUGCCGGCAUUUCGCCGGCUCCGGCUAUUCAGGAAGAGAUUUUCUAUUGAAGAAAUUUUCUGUUGAAUCGGCCGGCGGGAGAUUCCUCGUUUGUGUUCGCCAAAUUAUCCCCCCCCCCAGUUGUCGGACCGAAAGGUUCGGGGCGAGCCGUUCGUUGGGGAGGAAUAAUUUUAGCACCGUUCCGUCCGUUUGCCAAACCUCGAUGACCGGAGGAAUAUGCCUCGGCCGCUAUUCCACCUAGUCUAUGGCCACAUUGCUACUAAGGCCCUUUCACAUUAGGGCUUGGAAAUUGGUUUCUAGAUGGCUUAGGAGUUUUGAUUGCUCGGUUACUCCAUUCUCUUUAGUCCUAUACGGUUCAGUUUGUUGAUAUCUAUAUAAUCCAGUAGGGGUUUCAAAUAUCCCGAACUUCAGCUUCUAUAAUAGAGAUGUUGGGAGCACCUUGCUUCCUUUCCUA
Coccidioides immitis RS is the source of this 911-nucleotide messenger RNA. RefSeq lists its product as uncharacterized. The record is from RefSeq and is a predicted model, not a curated record. The coding region runs from base 369 to 698 and encodes 109 amino acids. The transcript has a single exon. NCBI's taxonomy places the organism in Eukaryota, Fungi, Ascomycota, Eurotiomycetes, Onygenales, Onygenaceae.